Molecule: messenger RNA, 500 nt
Organism: Serpula lacrymans var. lacrymans S7.9
Lineage: Eukaryota; Fungi; Basidiomycota; Agaricomycetes; Boletales; Serpulaceae
Exons: 2
Source: RefSeq, a predicted model, not a curated record
ACCAAGCACACUUAAGAUCCCACAUUCCUUUCUCUCUUUCUUCUGUAUUUCUACCUUAGACAGACCCACAUUGUAUGGAGGCAGCGACGACAACUGCAAAUACGUCCUCGCAAAACACAGUGACACCUACCGGACAGCAAAACCCUCAUCCCCGUCGCAACACCAGAAAUCGCUACGCAAAUCGAGCUAGAAAUCAAACUAAUCAGCCUGGUGACUCUGCAGGUCAACCUCAGGACUCCUCCACGUCUGACAAUAAUAGACCACCGAGGAAAACAGGAGAGUCUCAAAGACCUAGGCGGCCUCCUAGGAGCCAUGACCUACCAUCUAGACCCGUAAUCGCACCUCACGCAUCCAGCUCAAACCAGCAGGACGUCUCUAGAGAACAAUCCAUCGAAUCUGGGGCCCCUAGACACACACAAAACCGAGGAAAGCUACCUACAUCUAACAAUGCAGGCGAAACGACUUCACCCGCAACCACCUACGAGACCACGUACAGGUAG